Molecule: messenger RNA, 519 nt
Organism: Monascus purpureus
Lineage: Eukaryota; Fungi; Ascomycota; Eurotiomycetes; Eurotiales; Aspergillaceae
Source: the annotation of a GenBank genome assembly
AUGGAAACUCUUGGCUCGAUAGACAAUCCGUGGCCGCUCGUGCCAACAGACAGCGCGAUCAACGGGGCGAAGGGACUUAUAAUGGAUUUGAGGGCUCCCAUCAGCAUCAAUAGUAUCUUAGAUGCCGCAAGGGACGCAGUCAGGUCUGAUACCAGGACAGACGCCGAUGCCUUGUUGUCACAAGUGCGAAUUAUAUUUGCCGUUUUCGAAUAUCUGAAUAGGCCCAGCUUUGUUCAGCGUUUCCAAUUCGUCAUAGAGGACGUUAACACCCAACUUGGAUAUAUUGAACAAGUCACAGGCCAGCCAUACCUCCGGAACUGGUGGCGCGCCUUCAUCAAUGACUUCUUGUAUCAGAUUGCACUUUGGGCACGAACCUGGGCUGAUGAUGCUAUCAAUAUUGCUGGUGCACCAUUUGUUGAAGCCAGUAAUAACGGUCGUCGACUAACACAGUAUAACACGGUUAUCAACGCCCUGCGGGCAUUGCAGGCUCGAAUUGACAAUGACCUGGCAUUUAAAUAG